CAUCACAAACUGUCAAGUCAUGUUUUGAAUUUCUUCUAAUUUGAUGAAACCGGCAGAUUUUCCCUAUUCAUUGCAGCCUGUAACCUGUUUCGUAAAGAACCAUCGCUUCAUACUAUACUGAUGAUAUGGCAAAUCGUACGGUAACAGUACUUACUGUAAACGGUCGCCGGCAGCAAAUAAAAGUUGAGCCUAAUAUCACUAUUCUAGAGAUAUUAGAGCAAGUUUGUAAGAAGCACAAUUUCAAUGUAAACGAAUAUGAUCUUAAACAUCACAACAAAGUUUUGGACCUCUCUGCAAUGUUUCGAUUUUCUGGCUUGCCGAACAAUGCAUUACUAGAAAUGGCACCGACCUCAAAAGUGAGAACCGAAUCGGAUGUGACGCUGGUUGUUCAAACGGAAGAUGGAAGUCGUCUUGAGGGUACGUUCAAGCCUUCUGCCAGUUUGUUGGACGUGCUUAAGCAACUAUGUAAUGAUAAAGCUGACGCCGGAGCAAAUCCAGUCAUGAUUUACAUGCGUAAGGAAGUACUGUGGGAGUCGAUGGAAUCGACUACUUUGAAAAGCUUAGGACUAACUGGUGGACGAGCUAUAAUAAGGCUUCUUCAAAGGAAACCUGAAGAGUUGAAAACGCAGGCUAACGUAUCAGCUCCUUUGCCUAUAAAAGAAAAAGCUAUCGAUACCGAUGAGUUAGUCCAGGAACAAGAAAACAAAUCUAUUGCUGAUACGGUAGAAAAACAGCCAAAACAAAUGACCAUUGAUUCUGCUGAGCCCAUAGAUAAACCAGCAUCGCCGAACGCGUUUCAAAAAUCGAAAUUUAGUGAUAUUAGUCCAGAAGAAGAACCGUCAUGCAGUAAAUCAAAGCCAGUAAAAACUGAAACCAAUUUUUCAAAAGUUGUAGAGAAAAAACCCAAGCAAGAACCAGUUAUCAACAUCAUAGGUGAUAGAGAAGCUGUACUUUUUCAUCUAGAAAGCGCCGAGCGAAGUUCCUUCGAGUUACCUGAUUCAUUCUAUGAGGUGACCGUUUCGGAUGUACGAAAAAUGUACGCUGAUUUGAGAAAGCAAGUAAAAGAAAUUGAGGAGGCGCCGCUAAUGACGAAUGAACUUCGUCAACUGGAGGAUAAUAAACGAGUUCUAAAUCAACUGGCCCUAUACAAGGUUACUAUCGUUCGGGUACAGUUCGUCGAUCGAUACGUACUUCAGGCAAUAUUUAAACCGCACGAGCUGGUUGCAGAUGUGGUGGCAUUUGUACGCAACCAUUUGUCUGAUCCCACAAUUGAGUUUCACUUGUAUACCACACCACCGAAGAUCAUUGUGUCCCCCGAUAGCACAUUAGUGGAAGCUAAGUGCGUGCCACAAGUGUUACUCCAUUUCGGUUGCGAAAAAGAGCAUUCCACAGGGAAACUAUUGAAGACGGCACUAUAUGAACAGCUUUCGAAUGCCACAGGGGCAACAGCUGUGGCUGCACGUUCUCGAGGAAAUUUACUGGCUGAUUCGACCGAAUCCACUGAUACUCCAAUGGACACUGAACCAGAAAGUGAACGUGAGCCGCAACCAUCGGAAUCGGAAGGCAACGCUAGCCAACGGAUGCCUCAUACAAAUUUUAGAGCAUCAUCCGUGCAAUCGGCAUCGAGUGAUGUGAAAAUGCCCAAAUGGUUCAAGCCGAUGGGAAAAUAAAUUAUACUGUGCAGCAUUGUGUUAGACGUCAUUAUGUACUCCAAGAGUGUGGUUUUCUCCACAUGCUGGUCUAUGCACUGGGGCGUCGGGCUAUUGUAAGCGUCUUAAAGAGUGCGGCCCUUGAAAUGUUUAUGGAAUGUACUGGCCUCAAAGGAUUAAUACAUGUACUUUUUUAAUUUUC
Molecule: messenger RNA, 1851 nt
Organism: Wyeomyia smithii (pitcher-plant mosquito)
Lineage: Eukaryota; Metazoa; Arthropoda; Insecta; Diptera; Culicidae
Product: tether containing UBX domain for GLUT4
Exons: 3
Coding region: 126-1670 (514 amino acids)
Molecular function (GO): protein binding
Source: RefSeq, a predicted model, not a curated record